ACAUUGUAGAUUAUUAUAUGUGGUGAACCGUUGGGGCUGACUGCAGUUUCCAAAGGGAACCGUAUUUAUAACUACUACUGCUACUGUUUAGCAACAAAAUUUAUUACAUUUUAGGCCAUUCGUUGUAUAAAUGUAAGUGCUUAACACUAUCGGAUCGGAUGUGUUUAACCCCACGAUCUUUAAAAUAUGGUAUGUAAAAUCUUGUUGGUUGGAACUGGGCUUACGAGCGCAGUUACAGGAUCACUUCUUCGUAAAAUGUGCCAGAAACAUGUCAAUCUGGUUUUCUGGGACAAGGCAAAAGAAGUUGGCGGCCGAAUGAGAACAAGCAUGAGCCCUUCUAAUUCAAACAGCAUUGCAGACCUUGGUGCACAGUACAUAACGUCAACACAGGAGAACUUCACUAAUCAUAGUGAUCUCUAUGAAUCACUGAUAUUGGGGAAACUACUCGAACCUUUGUGUAGCAAGAUAGAAGGAAUGAAGGAUUUGCCAGUAGGUACAAAGCAGUUUGUGGCCCCACAUGGAAUGAAUUCUUUGGUGAAACAUUUUCUUUAUAAUGCUGCAGAUGAAAUCCAUUUUGGAUAUUAUGUAGUAUCUAUAAGUAAACAGGGCAAGAGAUGGCUUGUUGAAACUGAGUGUGGAGUGAACGAUAUGUUUGAUGUAGUUAUCUUAACAUUGCCUGUACCUCAGUUGCUUGAUAUUGGAGGUUUCAUCCAGGAAAUAAUACAUAAAAACUCUGAAAUGAAGCAUAGCCUAAAGUCUGUGACAUUUAGUUCCAGAUAUGCAUUAUGUUUGUUUUUUGAUUCAAAUUUUAAAUUUAACCCAGGAUGGGACUCAAAGUACAUAUGUGAUAAUGAGAUCUUUCGGUUUGUUUCAUUUGAUAAUAAAAAAAGAAACAGGCCAGAUUUACCUUCUGCAGUCGUGUUUCAUACAUCCAUACAGUAUGGUGCAAUUAACUCUGACAGAGAAUUGAAUGAUGUUAAGAAUGAACUUGUCUGUCAUGUGAAGGAAAUGUUUCCAGAUUGGCCUGAACCAGAACAUAUCGAGUGUCAGAGGUGGCAGUACUCACAGGUUAUGACUCCGUACUUGGGGCAGCCUGGAUGCCUAACAAUAGAACAACAUCCAUUACUUGUUGCUGGAGGUGACAGUUUUAUGUCAUCACAUAUUGAUGGUUGCAUCUCAUCCGCUUUUAUACUUGCUGACACUGUGGGUCUAGCAAUCAAAAAAUCAGAACAAAAUUGAAAGGACAAAGGGAGAGAAUCAAAAUUAUUAUUAUUACAGGAAUAUAAUACUUAAGGAUAGUGCAUUUCUUGCAUCUCAUUUACAGUUGGAUGUGGAACAGAUCACAAGACAGUAAACAUGAUUCAUUUAAUAUAAGCUCAUUCUUUAAUAGUGUAAUGUUUUGAAGCUUAUGGUAUAAAGUGAAUAAUUUUUGGGAAUGAAAGGUAAAACAGAGGCCAGUGUCUCUAAAAGAUUAUAUCUAUGAAUGAGAUUAUGUUGCUAAACCUAGGGUUCUUUAUUCCAAAUAUGAGAUAUGUCAUUUAACUCAGUGUGGGGGAACAUUAUUAAGUGACAGAAACUUGAUUCAUUGCUGCUCAAAUCAAAUAUUGCCACUGAACAGAACAUGGCACUGAGGUAUUUUACUUCCCUAGUUAAUUUUCCUCACAUCUGGUUUAACAUCAUUGUACUCCCUCAGCUUUAUGAAAGGGCCCUUUCUAAUAGAAUAUGCAUUUUUUUUUCUGCCCCCCAACCCCACCAAUUUCAUCUGAGCUAUAUGUUCAGCUGAUUUAUCCAUGAAGUGACUAUGUUAACAACACUAGGUAACAAUUCAUUAUGUAAUAUUCUCCACUGCUCACUUCUGAUCUCUGGUAUAGAGAAGACUAACUUAUGUUUCAAGAAUUAAUAUUUUCUUAUAUAAGUCAAUAAAUACACCAGUAUGAGGGCCAUUCAAAUAUGGAUUUAUGAAGUGUGAGACCAUCCUAGUACAGUGGGGCAUGUUAGUUACAUAUAAGUCACUCCUGUAGGAGCACCCUGACCUAGUGUUUACUACUUGUCACAAUCAUGUAAUUUGUUUGAAGAGAUUGUGGUCAAACAUGAAAUAAAUGUUAAUAAUGACA
This is a messenger RNA of Zootermopsis nevadensis, 2114 nucleotides long. Its product is annotated as renalase-like. Gene Ontology annotation, molecular function: oxidoreductase activity, acting on NAD(P)H. NCBI's taxonomy places the organism in Eukaryota, Metazoa, Arthropoda, Insecta, Blattodea, Termopsidae. Gene Ontology annotation, cellular component: extracellular region. The record is from RefSeq and is a predicted model, not a curated record.